AUUACGUUUUUUUUUUUCCUAAAAAAUACCUAUCACAUUGACAUUUUCUACUUUUCCUUUCUCUUCAAACUAUCACUUACCGUCCCCGUCGAUUGAUUACCCUUCAAUGUCAAACAUCAUGAACCUGCCAUUCGAGCAGGACCGGAGCCAAGAUAAUAAACAGGGCCCGCCGCAAAAUGAAUACCAGCAAACACAAAACGUUCAAUACCAACCGCUAUAUCGACAACCGGUGUACCAUCAACAGCCGCCCUACUAUCCACCACAGGUCCCACCCCAGGUCCCUCAGAUACUGCAGCAGCAGAUACCGCAGCAGCAGAUACCGCAGCAGCAGAUACCGCAGCAGCAGAUACCGCAGCAGCAGAUACCUCAGCAGCAGAUACCGCAGCAGCAGAUAUCGCAGCAGCAGAUACCACAACGCCCAUUCGGUCAAGAGUUCCAACAGCCGUAUCCGUUGGUAAACGAACGGAGAAGUCGAAGAUCCCAUAAGAAUUCAAGAGAUGGAUGCCCCAAUUGCAAGAAACGUCGAGUUAAAUGUACAGAAGAACUACCUUCGUGUGCAAAUUGUACCAAGAAGAAGUACCGUUGUGGCUACUUGGACUUUCCCGCUGAUAAACUUGAGGCAAUUAGAAAGAAGAAUGAAAUAAAAGACCGGGAAAGUGUUCCUGAAUCAAAUUUGAGUGGAAGUAGCACUCCCUCUGUUAAAACACUUUCAUCUAAUGCAACCCCCAAUAUUAGAACGGGUCAAGUUGAUGAAGGAUUUAAUAAUGAUUCUUUAGAACAAAAACAAGAAUCCAUACCGUCAAAUAAUAAAUCUCUGCAAUUACAACAACCAAUUUUGGAGAAUUUUCAAACAAAUCAACCAUUUAUAAAUAUUGAGGAUUUACGUAAAUACGUUUAUACUAAUUCUUUUAUUAAAGUGGCUCAAGAUAUGAAUUGGAACUCUUUAUUAGAAAAUAGUGAUUUCAAUUCUUUACAAAUUCCAAGAUUCAAACCUUCAAAUGGAAAUAAUGAUAAUUUUAAUGAUUUUUUCAAUAAUUCUUCCAAUCAUCAUCAACCUUUGUUUGGGGAUCAGUUAAAUCGUUAUGAUUCUAUGCACCUGGAUGAUUAUCAAAGCCAAAUGAAUUCUCUAAUGAUUGAUAAUCCUAAGGAAGAACAUCAACACGAACAACACGAACAGCAUCCCCAUCAACAGCAACUCCAGCAACUCCAACAGUAUCAACAUUUUGAUGAAACUCUUGAAAGCUAUCUACAUCCUAAAACAAACACCUCAACUACAAUACCUCAUGGUCCUCUACCAAAUGCCAUAAUUAAACCUAUUAAUUUCCCCAAGAUUGAAGUUGAUCCAAAAUUGAAAAACGUUUUCUUACAAAGAUAUCUUGAUUUGAAUAAUCAUGAUUCUUCAAUAGUUGGUUUAAUAAAUGAAGAAUAUGAACACUCGUUCCAACCCGUUUGGAAUAAUAAAUUAUCACAUAAUUUUUGGACCACAGUUUUCAAUCAAUCAGUUGUUCUAAAUGUUUAUUUUUCAUUUUUCAUGGAUCGUUCCCUUAAUUUCCUAUUAAAAGUUUGCAGUGUUGUUGUUCACGGUGAUAGUUUUAUAACUAAUUUAGAUGAUCCAAGUGAUAGUGGUGGAUAUUCUUCAAAUUCAUCUAAAGCAUCAACACCAAAAUCACCUGAAGCAAUAAUGAAAAAAGUUACCGAAACGAGUAAAUUUAGUAAACAUGAUUUAAAUGUUUUAACUAAAAAAUCGUUUUCAUAUUAUGGUAAAUUGAUAAGUGACUUAAGAGCGUCUUUAAGUACAUUUCAUAUUGAAUUUUCAACUAAGAUAUCAUUAUUUUCUGCUUGGUCAUCAUUUAUUCAUUCUCAUUCCACGGUUGAUACGAUUAGUUUAUUAUAUAAUGGUACAGCAUUAUUAUUUUCCAAGAUUUUAAAUGAGGCAAAUCUGAUCAAUGAUGUAACUCCAACAAUACAAGUUCUGAUGGAAAUUUUUCAUACUCAUUGUUUAGUCUCAAAAGUUCCUGAUUAUACAUUUGAUGUUAUAUAUGAAAUACAUGAUUAUUUCAUCCAAUUUAAAACGUUAUGUGAAUCAUUAAUGGAUUCAAAAUUCAAAUUAGAAGAUUGUUUAAAACGUAAAACCAAGGUUAAUAAACAAUUGAGUAUUAAACAGUUUUUGAAUGAUAAAUUAUUUCAUCACGAUUUAAAUGAAUUAGAGAAAUUUUUAGAUAAAUUCAUUAAAGAGUACUAUCCAAAUAUAAUUAAAAUUAAUGAACAGUAUUCUAAAAAAUAUGGUUAUAUUGAUCGAAAUAUUCAUUAUGUUUCAUUCAGUUUGGUUUUUGAAUUAUUAAAUCAUUGGUUCAGAAUUUUCCCCAGUGAAGUUAUUUCAAUUGGAAGUAAAAUGAAUCCAUUCAAAAAAACGUUUUUCUUAUUUUAUUCUGCUUUAGGUAGAUCACUCAAUCAUAUUAUUCCUCCAAUAAGAAGUUUAAUGUUGGUUGAUCCAUGUCAUGUUUUUUGUCCUAAACUUGAUUUUGAUUUUGGUUUAUAUCAAAUUAAAAAAUUUAAUGAUUUAGUUAUUGAUGAAAAUCAAACUAAUUUAAAAAAAUUUAAUCAAUUCAAUUUAUUAAAUGAAAUGUCAAUGAAUUUAUUAAGAAUGGUUCAUUUUUUCGAUAAUCGAUUAUUAUUUUAUUCUUAUUACUUAUCUACCAGUUCUGCGCUUGAAGAACCAUACUUGAAAAAUGUCGAGCCAAUUGACAUUACCUAUAGGGAUGUUUUACAAAUAAUACCUCCUAAGUUGGAUUGUAAAGAAAAAUUCAUUGAAAAAUUUAAUGAUGAUUUCAUUCAUUUAGCAAGUUAUCCACAAUUUGAAAGAUUUUUCUCGAAUAAAGACUUAGUUCAUCAAUUCAAUACCGAACUAUACAGACAGGAAAAUAGUUUCCAAGAAAACUUAUCUUUCAAUUAUCAAGCAGGAUGUUUAAAUAAAGACUUCAAUACUCAGGCCAUUCUCCGUGAUAUUCAUCAAAUUGAAAAACAGAGGUGGGAAGAAAGUAAGCCGGACAUUGACAGAACAAGACUUCGUAUGCAUUACUUUGAAUUGGGCAGGCGAGAAAUCCUGAAAUGCUUACAGUAUAGACGUCGUUAGUUCUUGACAAUCUUGUGUUCUGUUCUCUUUUUUUUUUUUUUUUUUUCUUUUU
Molecule: messenger RNA, 3185 nt
Organism: Hyphopichia burtonii NRRL Y-1933
Lineage: Eukaryota; Fungi; Ascomycota; Pichiomycetes; Serinales; Debaryomycetaceae
Exons: 3
Coding region: 107-3133 (1008 amino acids)
Biological process (GO): regulation of transcription by RNA polymerase II
Molecular function (GO): zinc ion binding; DNA-binding transcription factor activity, RNA polymerase II-specific
Source: RefSeq, a predicted model, not a curated record